Acipenser ruthenus (sterlet) is the source of this 3205-nucleotide messenger RNA. RefSeq lists its product as uncharacterized. The transcript is spliced from 7 exons. Lineage: Eukaryota; Metazoa; Chordata; Actinopteri; Acipenseriformes; Acipenseridae. The record is from RefSeq and is a predicted model, not a curated record. The annotation marks the transcript as partial.
AGUAGCAAGUCAGCUGCUGACGGUUCAAACCAGUUGUCACACACGCGAGAAGGUGAGCGACACAAAUCUGAGCGAUCAAAGAGCAUUCAACUGAUGGUUCAUGAAAAUGGAUGGGCUAUCAUUUUACCAAAAACAAUUCCUGCAAGCUGUGUAUCCAAACCAGAUAACAUCUGAGACUGACCUUCCUUGCCUUGAUGGAACUGAAAAGCUGAGAAAUGCCAAGACUCCGGAGGACAUUAAAACAGACGGAACGGUCCUUGGGGAACUCAUCCUAGAGGAAGAAUUCACCCUGAGCCCCAAAUUAUGGGCGUCUCGUGACUGGAGAGCCUUUAAGAAAGUGUUGUUAGAGAAGCAGAAUGGCAUAGAGGCUAGAAAGAGGGUGGAUGUAUUUGAUAUUCAGCUUGGAGAUUCUGGGGAGUGCAAAGCAAUGGUGGUGGGGUACAGAGAAGCAGUUCUCCAAGUAAGGAGGGAGAUUUCUGAGUUUCUGGAAAGUCAGGUUCCCACGAAGGAGCUGGUGCCCUUCGGGGUAGCUAAAGACCGUCUGCUGCGGCUUUUCAAUGAAAAGCUGAAUCUGGAAGUGGUCGGUUUGAAAUACAAACGGCAGAAGUUAGGAAUCGAAAUCAGUGGGACCAAAAAUAAUGUGGCUAGGGCUUUAGAAGUGAUCGAUAGGGUUACCAAGAGAGUCUCCCAAACAAACCAUUCCAGAAAUGUGCCGAUUCAGAUCUACAGAUGCUUCCAAACCUUUGAGGGAAUGAACAUCUUUAUCUGCUUGGGUGACGAUAUUGAGAGUCUUCAGUCCGAAUCAAUUAUUCAAGAAGGUGCUAGACUGGGUGACCUACAACUGGAGGUGCUUGAUGAAAGGCCAGAGGUCACGCUGGCCGCCCAUAAGAGAUUGACUGGGCAAGGGAAGCUACAAAGUGUCAUCACCCUCCAUUGGGGUAAUAGUAGCACUAUUUGUGAAAGUGAUAGUGCCGCCCUGCUGGAGAGUUCUAUAACUCUCGCUCUAGAGUACCUGGAGUCCCAUGGCCUGCAGUCAGUCGCUAUGUGUUGCCCGCUCGCUAGGGGGCAGUGUGUGCCUGGCGAACCUGAAGUUUUGGUGUCUGCUCUGGAGAUGUUUUGUAGAAAGCGUUCCUUCUAUAUUUCACAUCCUCUCUCAGUGUUCCUGGUCUGCCACAAGGAAUCGGCCUGCAAGCUGGAGAGAAGCCUGGGGCUCCGGUGGCCACUACCCCCCCAGAGUGGUUUGGAUGUUAGAGAGAGGAUCUUGACAAAGCUGGUGUGUGGGGAUUUAGAGGAAAAUAAGUCCGCAGUGCUGGUCCUUGCUGUCACAGUUUCAGAAGAGACGCACAAUAUCCAGUGCUCCCAGUUCAUUCCACACACUCCCAGUAAGGCACUAGAGGCGGUACUGGAGCUGCAGUCGGUGGACCUGUCCCUCAGGAGCACACUGCGAAGAGGGGAGGCUGUCCUCGUUCCAUGCUUGGUGGAGGGGCUUCUCCCUUGUCAGUAUUUAUACCUUGUGGACAUCGAAGAGGAUUUGAAAGACCCAGCCGAGGUGCUGAGGAGCCUGGUUGAUCAGUGUCUCCGGCUGUGUCAGGGUUCUCUCCUCUCCUCCGUGGUUUUCCCUGUGUUGGACCUCCUCAGAUUUGGGGUGGGGGUGUCACAGACAGUGGGGUGGCUGGAAGAGGGGGUGAGGAGGUUUGAGAGAGAGCACCCAUCGCCCAGGUUGGAGUCUGUGAGCCUGCUCCUGAACUUGGACCCGAUGGAUCUACACACAGUGGUGAACGAUAUUGAAGGACCCUCAGAAAUCUUUGGGACGUGUUUCACAGAUGACCCUUAUUUUAUUCAAUACCUUAAAGAUGCUGGGGAGGGUUUGAAAGAAAUGACCAGCAAACUCCUGGUUGCAGGUUUGAAGAUCAGGCUAUCUCGGCAUACUCAUGGACCAUGCUUUCUGGUAACUCCUAAUCCAUCUAGCCACCACACAUCGGAGCAGUGGAUAAGGUCACUUGGAGAUACCUACAACACUGAGAGGCGAAGGUACUCUGUGAGAUAUGAUCAACUCUCCAACUGGAUCAGCAAGCCCAGUUGUGCUCCCACGCUGAAGGAAGUAGGUUCCAUAGCUGUGUAUGGUGAAGGGGAGGUCGUGGUUGGUUUAAAUGAAGAAGUUGAGGAGUUGUACCAAGCUAUGGGUUUCUACCAAGAGGCAGUAAAGGAAUGCUGCAGUAAAUUAUGGAGUCCCAACACAGCUCUGAUGGUCUUUGGAGCUCUGCAGGAACAGCUGGCUAGUCAGUUCCCUGAGGUUCUAGCUUCACCUUCUGUUGAUCCCAUGAUGAGCCACUCUUGGUUCAUCUUUGAAGGCCCACGUGAAGAUGUCACCUUAGCCAUGGAGUUUUUCCACCAGGAAACCUCUGAUUCGCUGAUCUCCGUCACAAUUGACGAGAAGCUUUUAGGGUACCAGUCUGUCUUUUUAGGUGAGUUGGAUCUGGAAGCUUUGACAAUAGAGCUUUUCCAGUCCAGAGGGAUCAGUGCUACUUUGCAACAUCGUGAAGCUUCUGUGGUUAUGUAUGCGCAGCCUCUUGAGGAGACUGGAAGAGCUAUCAAUGUGCUGAAAGAGAUUUUACAAGAAACUGGUAUUAGGAUCAACCAGGCAAACCUGGCAGCCACUAAAGACGAGAAUUGGGAGGACUUUUUGGACGAGGUCUAUAGCAGGCUUAAUAACGGUGGGCAGAAGAAGUUGAACUUCUAUAACUUGCUGAAUGAUAAUGGAGACACUGACCUAGUGGUCUUGGUAGGCUUCAGAACAGAAGUCCAAGCUGCCCAACGCUUGAUCAGUCACUAUCUGCACAACAAAAGUCAAACCAGGAGGACAUUGACCUUUCGUCAGGAGCAUUUAGUCCAGGCAGGAAGUCAGCUUCUAGAAAUUAUGGAAUGGGAGACUUCCAUAAAUGUUAAGGUGGAGGUGAGGGUUGCAGGGGGAUCCUGGCUGGAGGUGACGCUGUGUGGAAGCCGAGAGCAGGUGAAAUGGGCCCAGCCUUUCAUUAAGAAGGACCUGGAGGCUCUGAUUCAAAAGACAGUGAGGAUAACAGAGCCUGGGGCUGUCAGGUUCUUCCAGGAGGAGACGGGCACGCAGCUCCUCAAGGAGACUGGAAUGAGAGAGCAGUGUCUGAUUCUACUGAGGGAGGAGACAGCAGAGGGCUUUACCACCACACAG